AUGUUCAACGCCCUCAACCGGUUCAUCUCGCGCCUCGACGGCGAGCCGCUGCCGGCGGCAUCCCGCGACAACCACGGCGCCUUCGGCUUCCAGGUGCUGCGCAACACCAACCCCGACCUGGCCGUCGAGCCGUGGUUCGACUUUGUCGUUGGCAUCAAUGGGCGCAUGAUUGACGACUCCGACCCCGGCUUGUUCGCCCAGGAAGUGCGCAACUGCGCCGGCAGCUCUGUGAUGCUCGGUCUCUGGAGCGCAAAGGGCCAACGCACCCGCGCCCUGCACAUCCCCGUCCCCCCCACAACCGCCUCCCUCUCCCUAACCCUCCAAUGGACCCCCAUCUCCGUCGUCUCCAACAUCUGGCACGUCCUCGACGUCCCCGCGCACUCCCCCGCCGACGCCGCCGGCCUGCUCCCCUACAGCGACUACAUCCUCGGCACACCCGAGGGCGUCCUGCACGGCGAGGGCGGGCUGAGUGAACUGGUGGAGGACCAUAUCGGCCGGCCAUUACGGUUGUAUGUGUAUAAUAAUGAGUAUGAUGUCACGAGGGAGGUGACGAUUCAGCCGAGUAGGGAUUGGGGUGGAGAGGGCGCUCUGGGGUGUGUGUUGGGUUAUGGAGCGUUGCAUAGGUUGCCGGCGGCGUUGAGUGAGCCGGUAAAUGCGCCGGGGGAGACGAUGUUUGAUGGGGAUUCUGAUUGGACUGGAGCGGGGGCGGCCGGGUUUGGGUCGGUGGGAGGGGGUCAGGGGAGAACUGGAUCACCUGCAACUUUUGGCCCAGGGGUAACUGGUACAGGGACACCACCGCCCGCAGGUGUACCACAACCACCACCACCACCCAGCUCAUCAGCAGACUUCCUCGUACCCGCGCAGAUGGUCGAUGUACAAACCACCCCCGGGGGCGCACCGCCCAGGAGCAAAAGGAAGGAACGCGGCCACCACGGCGGGCCGAAUCUCAUGGACGAUUACUUCAAGGAGCAGGAGAAGAAGAGCAGGGAGCUAGACAACGUGCCGAGUCGGGGGGCUUCGCCGUUACCGCCGCCGCCUAAGGGGGGACCACCGAGGGGGGGGCCGCCUAGGGCUGGGACACCGAAGCAGGAGGCGUGA
Messenger RNA from Dichotomopilus funicola, 1098 nucleotides. Its product is annotated as GRASP55/65 PDZ-like domain-containing protein. The record is from RefSeq and is a predicted model, not a curated record. Gene Ontology annotation, cellular component: Golgi apparatus. Bases 1 to 1098 code for a protein of 365 amino acids. Gene Ontology annotation, molecular function: protein binding. Gene Ontology annotation, biological process: Golgi organization. Lineage: Eukaryota; Fungi; Ascomycota; Sordariomycetes; Sordariales; Chaetomiaceae. The transcript is spliced from 3 exons.